CAGAAAAGCGCACACUUUUUUAAAAAACUUGUCAUUUUGAAUGGUUAUUUCAUACGUAUUCGUUGAUAUAACAUGUUUGUUCAAUUUAUGCAUAAAUUAAGAAAUGAUUUCCAACAGGAAGCCAUGUGUGUGUAUACUUUUAAAUAUGCGCGAAUGGGCUCGCCUAACAGGAAGUGUCCGUGUCAAAAUAAACGGGUUAGAGAUCGAAAAUAAAAUAUAAUGAAGAAAUGUACAAAAAGGAAGUAUAAUUGUUUGUUUAACUCUUGCUGUUUAAUAAAACCUCUUAUAAAUACGUCAUUUAAAACUAUAACCGUAUAUGUAACUAAUAACUAUUCCUAGCUAGCUUAUGUCUGGAAGCUUAGAUGAUGAAACUAGCAUCAUGGACUUGGAGUAUAUAGAAGUAAUAGAAGUGAGAAUAGAAUAGAAAUGUCUGAGAUGUUGUUUAGCAGAUGAUCCACCAAGCUGUGUUAUGAUGUGGCCAUGGUUGUGGUUUGGAUCCAGUCGAUCAGGUGUGUGUAGUGGCACAGCUCUGAUCCUGAUCCUGUUUGUAUUAGUCUGGCUUUGUGGAAUUCAUGCCAGUCUGAGUUUAGGGCCAGGAGGUGAAUUCCCAGGUGUCUAUGAUUUGAUCUUCUACGCUGUGAGUCAUGAGGAGUUUGUGUCUUUGCUCCACGACCUUGCCCUCUUGCUGUGUCUUGGCCCGAGGCAGGAGAGGAAAUGGGGCACGCUGGUCUUCCUUGUCCUGUCUGUUGUCUCGACAGUGCUCCUUCCCCCAAUUUACGCCCUCUUCCUCUUCGUGACGGGGGACGAAGCCAGUCGGAUAUGUGGCUACUCGGGCAUCCAGCUGGCGCUGUUCGCGGCUCAGUGUCGGCAGAGCAAACAGAGACGAGCCCUGCGCUGUCUGCCUCCCUGGACCCUGCCUUGGCUCGUCUUGCUGGUCGAUUUGUUCCUUCUUCCGAGCGCACCCGGACUCCUGCACUUCUACGCCAUCUGCCUGGGACUUAACUACAGCACCGAGUUAAUCAAGCUCCUGCAGCGGAUCGAGGGUCUCGGCGUGUGCUCCUGCCUGCCAGCCUGGCUCUACGUUUCAAAUAAAUAUCAACUACCAACCUACAUCAGCCCCACACACGGAUCUCUACCUCAUGCCGAGUCUCAUACGGGACGUGUCGCUUCUAGCAGCAGGUCCCAGUUGGAGGAUCACACGCCCCCGCAACCGUGGACACACACCGCGCCCCAGUGGCAACGAGAACCUCUUACGGUGACAGAAGAGCAGCUAUUGGACGAGGAGCUGCUAAGAGCAGGGAUCCUGGCGUCGCUGCGGGACGCUCCUGAAGGCACGGCGGCGGAUAAAGUGGAAGUCCAGAAAUCCUCCGUUUCCUCACUGAGGCUGCAGCAGCUGGAGAAGAUGGGCUUCCCGAUGGAGAAAGCCGUGGUGGCUCUGGCCGCGUCUCCGCACCUGGACGGAGCCAUUUCUCUGCUGAUCGAUGACCAGGUUGGUGAAAACGCCGUGGUCAUCUCUAAAGGGAAGAAAGCAGCGAGCACGUGACUCAGGCGCGCUCAGGGACGGUGUGGACAACAUCCCAUAAUACAAAUAUGAACAAAAUCUAAUACAUUAAUACGAGUGGCAUCAGAUCGAAUCGGAUUCAUUGUUACGUCUGGAGCAGAGAAGACUGAAGUGUUAUUUAUUGGUAUUAUAAGCGACUUCGGGGUUUUGUGUGAGUGUGUGUGUGUGUGAGUGUGUGUGUGUGUGUGUGUGUGUGUGUGUGUGUGUGUGUUGGAAUCAAUCAAUAACUAAAUACAUAAAUAAAUAUCUGGCAAUAAAACCUUAGAUAAAUAAAUGCAUCAUUUUCUUGGCAAUAAAAUAUGAAAACAUU
Messenger RNA from Ictalurus punctatus (channel catfish), 1871 nucleotides. It is a transcript of the gene rhbdd3, whose product is annotated as rhomboid domain containing 3. Lineage: Eukaryota; Metazoa; Chordata; Actinopteri; Siluriformes; Ictaluridae. Gene Ontology annotation, cellular component: membrane. The transcript is spliced from 5 exons. Gene Ontology annotation, molecular function: serine-type endopeptidase activity; protein binding. Bases 470 to 1543 code for a protein of 357 amino acids. The record is from RefSeq and is a predicted model, not a curated record.